UGAACCCGGCUCGAACCCGAACCGGGGCUGUUCUGCCCAAGCUAACUCCGACCCGGCCUUCGAGGUAAGAUCCGAGGGAUUGUCAUGUGCGUGCUGCAGCGACCUAAACAUCGCGAAGCUCAAAAUUCGAUAGCUAUGGUCAAGGCGUCACACCCGCGAACUGUAAUUGCAUAAUAGCACGUCGUUCCGUGCGGGACGGGCAUUCAUUGGAGACGACCCAAUUACUCCAUCUCCUCUCUCUCUCUCUCUCUCUGGCUUUCAAUGUCUCAAAUGAUGAUCGUUACGUAAUAGAGCUGCUCCAGUUCCUCCCCUGCUUCACUGCGUCCGCCCUUCCUUUCCUUCGGCAUCUAAAAAACUGAAUAAAAUUGUUCAUUUCAAUCUCAUUUCUCGAUUUCCGAAAUCCCAGGAUCGACUUCCAAUUCGAGCCUGUUCUCGGAAAGAUUUGCAUCAUGAAACAAUUGCACAAGCAAUCCAGCGCGAAUCACCGGCGAGACGAAGAGAUUCCGGCGACGGUGACGUCUCCGUACUCACCUAAAACUCUGAAACACCCCAGAUCCCUUCCCAGAUCCAUCAACUACCUCUUCAAAGAGCAGAGACUCCUCUUCAUUUUGGUGGGUAUCUUGAUAGGCUCCACAUUUUUCAUUCUACAGCCCAGCCUGUCCCGCCUCGGCCCCUCCGACACUGCCUCCUCCAUACCCAGAUCGUUUUCCGUUAGUCUCACCAAUCGGGACCAGCAAGCGCCGUUUCGCAAUCCGAAAAAUUUUCCGGCGGCGAAGACGGGGAGAGUCCCGGUGGGGAUCGGGAGAAGGCGAUUGCGAAUUGUCGUCACCGGCGGAGCUGGAUUUGUUGGGAGUCAUCUCGUCGAUAAGCUUUUGGCGAGGGGGGAUGACGUGAUCGUCAUUGAUAACUUCUUUACAGGGAGGAAGGAUAAUGUGAUGCAUCAUUUUGGGAAUCCAAGGUUUGAGCUAAUUCGUCACGAUGUGGUAGAACCGAUAUUGUUGGAAGUGGAUCAGAUCUACCACUUGGCGUGUCCUGCAUCUCCCGUUCAUUACAAGUAUAAUCCUGUCAAAACUAUUAAGACAAAUGUGAUGGGCACUUUAAAUAUGCUGGGCCUUGCAAAAAGAAUUGGGGCAAGGUUUCUGCUCACCAGUACUAGUGAAGUUUAUGGGGAUCCUCUUGAGCAUCCACAGAAGGAGACGUACUGGGGACAUGUGAACCCAAUUGGUGUAAGGAGUUGCUAUGAUGAAGGAAAGCGGACAGCUGAAACCUUAGCAAUGGAUUAUCAUCGGGGUGCAGGUGUUGAGGUGCGUAUAGCACGUAUUUUCAAUACAUAUGGACCUCGUAUGUGCUUAGACGAUGGGCGUGUUGUCAGCAAUUUUGUUGCUCAGGCCAUCCGCAAGCAGCCAAUGACUGUGUAUGGUGAUGGAAAACAAACAAGAAGCUUCCAAUAUGUCUCUGACUUGGUUGAUGGGCUGAUGGCUCUAAUGGAGGGCGAGCAUGUGGGGCCUUUCAACCUGGGAAACCCUGGGGAGUUUACCAUGUUAGAGCUCGCCGAGGUCGUGAAAGAAGCAAUUGAUCCAAGUGCAACAAUAGAGUUUAAAGCGAACACUGCUGAUGAUCCGCACAAGAGGAAACCAGAUAUCAGCAAGGCUAAGGAGUUGCUUAACUGGGAGCCGAAAAUCUCACUGAGAGAGGGGCUGCCUCGGAUGGUGACUGAUUUCCGAAACCGCAUCUUGAAUGAAGAUGAAGGGAAAGGUCUCAAAUGAGAAAGACUGCAGAAAUGAAUGUGUAUAGUAUGAAGAGGAAGCCACUUUUGUUGAUUCAAUUCAUUUUACUAAUAUUUUGGGUUGGUGUCAUCCAACCUUGUUUUGCAUUCCUGGAAACGCCAGCAAUAUCCACAGUUGUAGUAAGAUGCAUACAUACAUAACUAUGACCCAACUUUGUGUUUUUGGCCAUUGGAGGUGAAAUGGUUGUGUAUGGAGGUGAGCAAAUUUUGAUAUUCUCAAUAUGCAGAUUCUGCGUACAAAAUUUUUGUACCACGGAUAAUCAGGAAUUUAUUUAAAGUCCUUUCUCUA
Malania oleifera is the source of this 2075-nucleotide messenger RNA. RefSeq names its product UDP-glucuronic acid decarboxylase 1. Gene Ontology annotation, biological process: D-xylose metabolic process. NCBI's taxonomy places the organism in Eukaryota, Viridiplantae, Streptophyta, Magnoliopsida, Santalales, Ximeniaceae. Gene Ontology annotation, cellular component: cytoplasm. The record is from RefSeq and is a predicted model, not a curated record. Bases 450 to 1766 code for a protein of 438 amino acids. The transcript has 7 exons. Gene Ontology annotation, molecular function: NAD+ binding; UDP-glucuronate decarboxylase activity.